AGUUACAUUUAAGUGGCAGCUAUAAAUUAAUGAGCAUUAAUAUUUAUUGCACAACAAUUGGCGUUGGCAUCUUCUAAAUUGGCAUUAAAGAUGCGCCAUGCAGCCGCCUUGUUGUUGUUGCUCUGCCUCUGCGGGCUGCAAAUACACGCACACAGCCGCAGCGGCAACAGCGAUGAGAAAUUUCAUGAGGAGAUUGUCGUCCGACCGCUUGCCGGCGAUCAUGUCAACACAUAUUUUCAAUUCACCACCCGUUGGCAUUACGGUGCUCGCGAUAAUUUAUUUCACACACAGCUGACGCCGCGCGUCAUUGCCGAAAUAUUGCAAACUUAUGAUGUCAAGGAGCUGCACAUUAGUCUCACCCAAGGUCUUUGGCGUUAUGAAUCCUGGGGGUAUCCCAUUGUAGAGGCCACGGGUGGCGCCGAGGUCUGGGCCUGGUUUAGUGGUGCAAAUUUGACCAGUUCGUCGGUGAAUUCGCAAUGGAAUAAAUUGGCAAAUGUUUUCUCAGGCGUGCUCUGCGCGUCAUUAAAUUUCGUGGACAACACCAAUAGCAUUGCGCCCAAACACACAUUCCGUCCACAGUUUAUGGAUGCUAGUAGUCGGACUAGACAUGUCCGUUACGCCUCCUUGCCCCGGGAAAUUGUCUGCACCGAGAAUUUGACACCCUGGAAGAAAUUAUUACCAUGUGGCAGUGCAUCGGGAUUUGCCUCUUUGCUUAACUCGGGUCAUGUGCACAACACCAAAUACCAUUCGUUGAGUCUGAAAGUGCGGACUCUAUGCGCCCAGCCCGACAACUGCGUUGUGGAGCUGACCCAAACAGCUAACCUCGUCUAUGAUUUGAAAUUGCUGGAGCAGAGCAGCAGCCGUGACUUCUCGCUGCGUCGCCUAUUCGGCAUGGGUCUCAAUGGCUUCUGCGAGCUCGCCGACAGCAGCAAGAUCUACGUGCAGCGCAACGAGCAAGGCCAGCGUUAUCAGUUGGUGCCGUCGCCGCUCGAAGAGGUUUCCAGUACUAGGGGCGGCUUCGGCAGCGUCUAUGCCGUCUACGAUAUGCAGAAAUUGUCGGAGCUGGGUGAUCGUCUUUUUAACAUUGCCUGGCUGGCACCCAAAGGGGAACGCCGGCAACCAAGUACCUCUGCUCCACCGCUCUAUGCCCAUCGCUAUCUGUUGGGCGCUGGACAGGAACGUGGCCGCAUUGUCACUGAAGUUACCAACACCCAUUGGGAGCCGUUGCCAGUACUGCUUAUGGAGCUGGUGCCGUGGUAUGUGCAUACCUAUUUGCACACCCUACGCAUACGCAGCAAGACGAACGGACACGGACAUAGACGGGAGCAGGUGCUGCCAUUCAAGCUGCUCCACUAUGCGCCCGGGAAGCAACGCGAGCUGCCCACCCACCUGGAAAUUGGUUUUCAGCUGCCACCACAGAGCACAGCGUCGAUUUCAAUCGAAGUGGAUUACUUGCUGCUCAAGUGGCUUGAAUACCCGCCAGAUGCGAAUCACGGGCAUUAUAUUGGAGCUGCUGUCAUCAGCAGCCAACUGCCCAUGGGUCGCAACUAUACGGCCCUGCCGGUGGAGGGGCAUCUCUUUAAGCAUUCCUUCAAUGCCACCCGUCCCGGCUACGUCCUCACUCUGCGUACCGAGGCUCUGAUUGUGGGACUGCCCACGCCCGACUUCAGUAUGCCCUACAAUGUCAUCUGCUUGGCCUGCACCGUCGUCGCCUUGGCCUUCGGACCCAUUCAUAGUGUGGCCACCAAGCUGAUCAUUGUUGAGCGCAACACGACCAUACCAAGGAAUUUUCUGCGCAAGAUUUGGCACAAAAUUAAGAGACGUGCUGGUUCCAAGAACGAACCAACGGAGCAGGAGGAGCCUGAGAGGGAGCACCAGCGAGUGGCCGAUCUUAAUGAGAGGAAUGACGAUGAUGAUCGGACGGCGACAGAUUAUGACGACGCGUGUGUCCAGCGAGCUAGCAUGUGAUAGCAACAACAAUAACACUAACACCAACAACUCCAGUCAGUCAAAGUCACCGCAACAAGUUCCAAAGCUUCCCUCCCCUAAUCGUCAACAUCAUUAUCAUCAAUGGCCAUUUAAUAAGAUAAAGAUAUCACUAAUGUAAAGUUUUUAUGUUAAUUCCUUGAAUGUGAUUCAAAAUAAUAAGCGAGAAUUGUCAUUCAAAUUAAACGCUUUAAUGAAUGAAUUUGGCGUUACCAGAAAGAAUCCUGGGGUUCCUUCUCUGCUUAAAUUACAGCGA
Messenger RNA from Scaptodrosophila lebanonensis, 2242 nucleotides. It is a transcript of the gene PIG-T, whose product is annotated as GPI transamidase component PIG-T. The transcript has 2 exons. Gene Ontology annotation, cellular component: GPI-anchor transamidase complex. Lineage: Eukaryota; Metazoa; Arthropoda; Insecta; Diptera; Drosophilidae. The record is from RefSeq and is a predicted model, not a curated record. The coding region runs from base 91 to 1968 and encodes 625 amino acids. Gene Ontology annotation, biological process: attachment of GPI anchor to protein.